CCAGCCCAACUCCCACCCCCGCGCCAGCCCGCCCAUCUAAGCGGGGCGGGGAUCGCCUCUGUCCAGCCCCGCCCCCACUCCUGUGCCUCCCUUUCCCCUCCUUGGUGUUCGUGGCCUGGCCCGCGCUGGCCCCUAAUUAGUGCUUGUCCCGAGUCUAGCGGGCGGUACCUGGAGAGGAGGAGGCCGCGGGCCUACCUGGACCCCUCGCUCUGGACCACAGGCCUCUGACCGUCCCUUCCACGUGGGACAGCUCUCAGUGAGCUUCUAACUACCUCUUGGUCAAAGCCCUGUGGACUGAGCCUUCCACUGCCCUCAGGGACUUUACAUUCUACCUGCGGGGGGAGGUGAAGAGGAAUAGGGGUCCCUGAGAUGAUGAGGGAGAGCCCUGCAGGCGGGAUACGCAGCCUGGGCAAAGGGGUGGAGGGGAGAAAGGCAGAUGGGAGGCUGGCCUCUUCAUCUCAGCCAUUCUAUUCAGCCUCAUGUUCUCUUGCAGGGGAAGGUUCUUGUGCUGCUCUUGUCGGAAGGGGCUGAUGGCCGGCCCAAGGUCCAUCCUGUCUUCGGGGACUCUCCUUUCCAAAAGGAGACAGCUUCCCUGGUGGGCCUGGGGCUCCCAGGGUCAGCCCCAGGCAUCACUGGCCUCAGCAGGGGAGAGAAACUUCACCCAGGCAGCAUCAGAGCACCAACAGGGAGAAAGAAAGCACCUGGAAGGGCAGCCAGGCCAAGACCUGGGCUUUUGGCAGAAGAGGUUGGCAGACCAACUGCUGCCCCUCUGGAGACUGAACUAUGAUGAACAACUAAAGGUCAAAUUCGAAGUGACCAAGAAGACCUUGGAGCAGCUACAGAGUCGUCUCCACAAGCUGGGCACCAUGGUGGUGGAGGUCCAAGGGCCAGGUGCCCUCCUCCAGCCUUUGAUUCCAUCACCUGUCAUCGAUGGUUACAGAAACAAAUCUGUCUUCUCUAUAAACCGGGGCCCAGAUGGCCACCCGAGGACUGUGGGGUGCUUCCUGAGAUCCCCCGGAGGGAAGAAAAUUUUCUGCGUACCUGCUGGCCAUCUGAGAACUCUUCCUGCCAGGCACCUCCAGGUUGCCCAGUGCUAUGAGGCAUUUCUGCGACAAACCCCCCUGGAGCCCACCCUUGACAUUCACCAGCUUGGGCCCUGGCGUCGACUCAGAGUACGGACCAGCAGCCAAGGACAAACGAUGGCCAUCAUCACUUUUCAUGCCCAGGGACUAAGUCAGGAGGCCAUCUGUGCCCACAAGGAAAGAGCCAAGGAGUUCUUCAUGUCAGGAUGGGGGUCUGUGUGUGACCUGACCUCACUGUACCUGAAGGAGAGGGUCACACCCCGCCCAAAACAAUCCUGCUUCCACCGCUACCAGCUGCUGGCAGGGGAGCCCCACGUGUUUGAGGAUGUCCUUGGCGUGAAACUUCGCAUCUCUCCCGGGGCCUUUUUCCCCCCGAAUACGGGUGCCAUUGAGGCUCUCUACCGGGUUGUGGCAGAGCUGGGUGGGGUGGACCAAAGCACCGUCAUCCUCGACCUUAGCCACGGCACAGGUGCCUUGGGCCUCUCCCUAGCUCAGUGGGCGGCUCAGGUCCUCAGCCUGAGGUUGGUCGGGCAGGCUGUGGAGGAUGCCAGGUGGAGCGUGGCCUUCAAUGAGAUUACCAACUGGGAGUGCCAGCGGCAAGAUGUCGAGAAGGCUGUGGCCAGGCUCAGGAAGUUUCAAGGGGAUGGCCAGGCGCUGGUGGCAGUGGUGGACCCGGCAGGCGCUGUACUGUCUCACAGGGUCAUUCGUGCCAUCCGGGGCUGCCCAGCCAUCCAGAAGCUAGUGUUCAUCUCUGGCCGGCCCCAUGCAGAAGACAUGGAGACCUUCCUUCAGCUGUGCUGCCCGGUGUCUGGCCAGGACCUCCAAGGCAAACCUUUCACACUGAGCCAAGCUGUGCCUGUGGACAUGCUCCCGCAUACUCUGUCUUCACAGCUGGUUCUGGCCUUCACCCGCUGACCCACGGAUGGAGGGGCCAGACUCAUGCCCAGAUCCCCUUGCCCCACUGGGGGGGGGGGGCCUUGCUCUUUCCCCCUGCUGCCAUCCCAUUUUGCUCAAGGGAACUCUCAAUAAAUGGUCAUGGAUGGAA
Molecule: messenger RNA, 2127 nt
Organism: Trichosurus vulpecula (common brushtail)
Lineage: Eukaryota; Metazoa; Chordata; Mammalia; Diprotodontia; Phalangeridae
Product: tRNA (uracil(54)-C(5))-methyltransferase homolog
Exons: 12
Coding region: 480-1997 (505 amino acids)
Biological process (GO): RNA processing
Molecular function (GO): RNA methyltransferase activity
Source: RefSeq, a predicted model, not a curated record